Molecule: messenger RNA, 1056 nt
Organism: Zygotorulaspora mrakii
Lineage: Eukaryota; Fungi; Ascomycota; Saccharomycetes; Saccharomycetales; Saccharomycetaceae
Gene: RFC2
Product: replication factor C subunit 2
Exons: 1
Coding region: 1-1056 (351 amino acids)
Biological process (GO): DNA repair; DNA-templated DNA replication
Cellular component (GO): nucleus; DNA replication factor C complex
Molecular function (GO): ATP hydrolysis activity; ATP binding; DNA binding
Source: RefSeq, a predicted model, not a curated record
AUGUUUGAAGGUUUCGGUUCGAGUAAGAGACGUAAGGUAGUUACAGCAACAGACAAUGAGCAAUCAAAGCCCUGGGUAGAGAAGUAUAGACCUAAAUCAUUGGAUGAUGUGACAGCUCAAGAUCAUGCAGUUAAUGUUCUAAGAAAAACGCUAGGGUCAAACAAUCUACCACACAUGUUAUUUUACGGACCUCCAGGAACUGGUAAAACAUCAGCGAUCUUAGCACUGACGAGAGAAUUGUUUGGACCAGAAUUAACUAAAUCGAGAGUACUAGAAUUGAACGCGUCAGAUGAACGUGGGAUAUCAAUUGUCAGGGAAAAAGUCAAGAAUUUUGCCCGGUUGACAGUAUCAAAACCUAGCAAAGAAGCUUUGGAGAAAUAUCCCUGUCCACCAUACAAAAUCAUAAUCCUGGAUGAAGCUGAUUCGAUGACAGCGGAUGCACAGAGUGCGCUCCGUAGAACAAUGGAAACGUAUUCCAGCGUGACUCGAUUUUGUCUCAUCUGUAACUAUGUGACUAGAAUCAUUGAUCCGUUGGCUUCGAGAUGCUCUAAGUUCAGGUUUAGAGCUUUAGACGUUAGCAAUGCUAUAGACCGUUUGACAUACAUUGCGGAAAAAGAGUCAGUACAAUGUGAGGAUGGGGUGCUGAACAGAGUUUUGGACAUCUCUGGAGGUGAUAUGAGGAAAGCAAUAACUCUUCUGCAAUCAGCGUAUAAGCACAAUGGAUAUGAAAACACCAGCAAAAUAUCUAUACAAGACAUUGAAGAACUUUCGGGAAUUGUUCCAACUUCAAUCGUACAGGAACUAAUUGAGAGGGUUGCCCAAAAAGAUGUAGACGCUUUAACAGAAUAUGUUCAUUCAUUCAUGAAAAGCGGUUGGUCUGCAACGUCUGUUGUAGGUCAAGUUCAUGACCACUAUGUCACUAAUGAAGAAUAUAGCACAGACUUUAAAAAUAAGGUAUCGUGGAUAUUAUUUGAUACAGAUUCUAAACUAAAUAAUGGAACGAAUGAACAUAUUCAGCUGUUGAACCUAUUGAUACACAUAUCUCGAGUGUUAUAA